Molecule: messenger RNA, 1247 nt
Organism: Lindgomyces ingoldianus
Lineage: Eukaryota; Fungi; Ascomycota; Dothideomycetes; Pleosporales; Lindgomycetaceae
Exons: 2
Coding region: 158-1165 (335 amino acids)
Source: RefSeq, a predicted model, not a curated record
UUCCUUCCGCCCCUUCUUGAUUUCCGUCACUCCUUUGGCCGCCCCGCCACGCUCUUUUGGCUACGACGCCGCACCCUUUUAUUUUCAGCGCGCAGUUUCACGCGUCUCUUCGCUUUUCCGACUUUACUUUGUAUUUCUCUAAUACUGCUUUGUCGUAAUGGAGUCCGAAUCCCCUCAAACCUUCCGCGAGAGACUGGAUGCUGGCGAGGAGUAUUGGAGGUGGAAGUGCGGCCUACGCACGGUUCUAGUUGUUAUUGGGCUCAUCGGGAUAGGGUGCAUGGCCUGGGCGACUCAAUACGCUGCAAGAGGCCCUUAUACAUACCAGUUGGACGACAGUUGGACCAUAUGCUGGACUCUGAUCACCUUCAGUUUGACCGUCGUCUGGUGCCUCGUCGCCCUCCUUGUUCUAUUCCUGAGACGCCCACCCGCCCCCGUUCACCCCGGUGUGGCAGUAGGCCUCGACCUCGUCAUCUGGCUCGCCUACAUCCCUACUGCUCUAUUCGCUAUCGUCGGCGUUAUGAAUGUCCUAAACUUUGGCUCAGACGGCACCAUUGCAAAUUACUCGUCGUACGGAUACUACACACAAGCAUCAAAUGGGACAUGGGUCUGGCACCAAACAGAUUACGACUCCUAUUAUAACAGGACGAGAACGUGCGAUGAAGGGUACUACUACAGAUACGAUAGCUAUGGUUUCAGCUCUUGUGCAGAGGAGGACGCCUAUGUGAACGGGCUCUGGGCAGGGAAAAACCGCCGGGCAGGAGUUGAGAUGACGGGUGUGGUAUGCCAAUUCUUGGGCUUGCUGUUGCAUCUAGCCCUGUUCAUAUGGGCUUGCGUGGAUACACACAGGAGAAACUCGAGGAAAGUCAGCAAAGAAGCAGAAAAACUUGCGGCAAACAUUGUUAUGAGUAUGGUGCGCAGCGGAGCCGUGGUCCAGAAUCCCGGCACAAGUCCACAGGCCUUCCCAUACCCUCAGCAGCCAUAUCCUACAUUUACUGGCACCCCCACUGCCCCUGGCCCAGCUCCGAUACUACAACCUGCAUCUACUGGUACGGUAAGGAGCCCCGGCUCAGCUCCGGUGCCACCAGCUCCGGUUCCACCAGCUCCAGUGCCACCACCUCAGGCUGUGACCAAUGAGAAAGUCGAGCAAUCUGCGCGAUUUGCAUGAUUAUCUCAUGGGCGAGGCAUCAAAUUUAAUACAUAAUUCUUAGUGAUAGUUACAUAGACAUAUUUAGCCCUUUCCGCCUUGA